GGGCGGAGGCGGCGUCAUCGCCGUAGAAGGAAGCGUGAAUGUAUGGCUGUCAUGUGUCAUCCACUCGGGCUUGUGGUCAGCUGACAUAUUGGGGACGCUUGCUAUGUUUACUUUCUGCAUGUAACACGUAAACUUGCGCUUAUUUGAAUGAAUGCAUCGCUAUGCUUCGCCGAGGAGAACCAUGGUAGUCGUGAACUCGGUGCUGAAGCUGUUACAGAGGCAGACGUACACCUGUCUGUCCCACCGAUAUGGACUCUACCUCUGCUUUGGGGGGCUCGUCCUCAUGAUAGUUUCCGCCUUUCAGUUUGGAGAGGUAAAGCCCUUCUAUUUUCUUUAUUUUAGAUACUGUUAGGCACCUAGCUCUGUUUCUAAACCAGGUGAGAAACAGCCAUUUUUGGCAAACAGGGGCGCCGACUAACCAGACUCCACUUAAAAACUGUGUUAUUUUUGGCGAUUUCGCUUGUAACUAAACCUCUUUGCUUGUAGUUAUAUUGUGGAAAAGAUAUAUCAAUAUUUAUAGUGUUCUUGUCAAUUCGGCAUUAUAAUAACAUACCUAGCGCACUGUUUUUUGUUUUUAAAGCUUUAAAUUACCUUAAAAGGUCCAAUUGUCUGCCCUCACUGUUUAAAAGUACAAGUUCAUUAUCAUUUGUACAACAGCCAGUUCCAAACAAGUCAUCUGAUUGGACAAGAAUUCCAUUGUGCCGCUAUAAAGCGUAACAUCACUAUCAAUAAGCACUGUGUAUCGGUCCACCUCAGCCUGCUGCUCUCAAUAUAGUAAACUAACAUUUCAGUAGACAGUGUUUGUUGAAGAGGUCAACCGAUCAGCAUGCCGAUAUUCAGUCUGUAUCGGUAUUUUAUUAAGAAUAUUAUAUUUGUCAUAAUCACAUAUCCCGAAGUGUGAUUUUUAAUGGUACUGUAUGAUUUUUACACUAGUGAUAACUCUAUCUGAGCACUUGAACUCAUGCUAACUGUUAAUUCCUGUUUAUUUUGUUGUUAAUUACAGUUUUGAUCAAGCUUUUGUUAAAAGUGUUUAAAGAAAGAGAUCACUAUUUUAUCUCUAAACCAGUGGUUCUUAACCAGGGUUCUACCGAACCCUAGGGGUUCGGUGAGUCGGUCUCAGGGGUUCGGCAGAGCCUCUGCCACGGUAGCCUGGCUGGGCCAUCCAGUUGCGUGAAUCACUUGAUGUUCCUUCCCACCACAGUCUGGACUUCGGCCCAUAGAGAGCGUGUAUUCCCAAUCAGAAAAUAACCGGGCCAAUCAGAGAAUGUGUUUCCACUGUUACCCGGACAACAGGGAAAGGCAGCCCCUGAUUGGUCCAUGUGUAGUGGUGAUGUCUAACAUGGUGAUGGUGUUACAUGGUGAUGUAUAUGCUGCGGGACUUUCCGUUCAUUCAGAACGCCGUUAAUUCUGCAAAGUCGUCAGAAAUGGUUUAUAUCAGCAGAAGAUGUCGGAUAUAAACAAUUUCUGCUGACUUUGCAGAGUCAACUGCGGAAUUAACGGCGUUCUAAAUACCUAUGUCUUGAAUUUGGAAAAAAAUCAUAUUUGAUUUAUCACUAAAGAAGGGUUCGGUGAAUGUGCAUAUGAAACUGGUGGGUUCGGUACCUCAUACAGGGUUAAGAACCACUGCUCUAAACUAAUAUUGGGUCCAAAUAUUUGGUAUCAGCCUCAAGUAUUACUUAUAAUUGGUAGUAGUAUCAGCUUAUGGUUGCCUGAUAUCAGUUUUUCCAUGGGCAAUGCUGACACAGAUAAUGGAGAGAGCCAGUCGGCUGAUGUGCUGAAAUCACAUUGUUGUUUUUUAAAUUAUUUUGCUAAUAUUAACAAAAUUGCUGAACUCGAGUUAAUGUUUUAAUAAAUAGAUUAAUAAAGACUACAAAAUAUUUGGCUAAGUUAUAUUUUAUCCAUAAAGUACUUUUGGAUUUCUGCUCAGCUACCCUAAAGCAGAUAUUUACAACACCACUCCCUUCAGUGUGAUGUUGUUUAAUUGUUUUAUUUUAAAUGACAUUUUACUUUUAUGGAGUAUGAUUUCUGUUCCUUAUAAUUCCUAAAAAAAAGUUCAUCAGUCAGGUUGCAUUCGUGGUUAGGUUCGUCUUUCCUGGGCUGUAUGUGAAGUCCAUAUUUCCUCAUUGUUGUAUCGGCUUUGCCUCCUUCUCUUCGUCCAGGUGGUGGUGGAGUGGAGUCGGGACCAGUACCAUGUGUUGUUUGACACUUAUCGAGACAAUGUGGGUGGGAAAUCAUUCCAAAGCAGGUGAGCAAAGAGUGAAUAUGCUCUUAGUGAAGGAUGUGUGGAACUUUAAACAACAAUAUAAUACUCUGAUUUCUGCCUCAGAUGACAGUUUUUUUUCUCUAUCUCUUCAAAGUUUCUAAAUAAAGAUUUAUAUAUUUAAAUAUAUAUGAAAAAGCUCACCCAUUUUCUUUACAAGAUUCCUUCUUUGCACUUAAGACUGCUUGCACCCUCCCUUUGAGAAGAGAAGUUUACGAGGUGUAACCAUGCAUGAGCAAAAUCUCAUUCAGACAAGAGGAGAGUUUAUUUCAGUAAGAGAAACGGGGUCAGCGCUUUGCCGUUUGAGCGCUGUCCUGAGUGAUAUGAGUGCUUUAUUUUUGUAGGCUCUGUCUGCCCAUGCCUAUUGAUGUUGUGUACACAUGGGUGAACGGCACAGACACGGCUUUGCUGAAGGAACUGAAGGCGGUCAAAGAGCAACUGGAAGAGGAACAAAGAGCUAUGAGGUAGCUGUGACUCAACUGUUACAAAGUGUUCCCUCGCUGUGUUUGUGACUUCAAAUACCCAAAAGUGCUUUACAUUUUUACCUGCCGGUGAUGGUCAGAAUUAGCACACAAGCUGAAGUUGUCAUUUUUACCCUGAUUAACUUGAUGAGACCAAAUUUGAGUAAGUCGGAGGAGAGAGCUGCUCUUUUAUAUGAAUCUGCCCCACUCUUCUGUUCCCAGUUAUCUCAUCCUGUCUUAUCUUAUCCCAGCUGCUGCCAUGAAAGAAUACAAUUAAAAAGUGAAGUACUUUUUCACAGUGCUUUAAAGUGUUUUAACUAUGAUUGAAUUACCCUGAUUGGACUAUUUUGUUGCACACAGGGAACGCCUGGGGAAAAAUGCGAGUGAGACAACUGAUGUGCCAAAAGACAGGUGAGUCUGAUGGUAUUUUCUGUGUUUAAGGGUAUGAAGAGCAGAAAGCUUAUUUUAUCAGCAUGUCUGGGAGUGAGGCGUUCAAACCUGACCAUUGUUUUAAGAAAGAGCUGAUUUGUUCUCUUGAUUGCAGGUGUACAUGAACAAGCAGCCACUGAUUAUGCAGCACACUAUCAGAUCUUCUAACCCUGUUUUACCAGUUUUAGAAAACUGUGAUAAAGAAGCAAUGCAACACUUCAUUGUUAGUUGUUAAAACAGGAAGUUAAGGCCAGUUAUACCAUAAGAAGCAAUGAUGCAGCAUUUGUUGUCACACUGAUGUUUGCAGUAGCUGGAAAGACGUAGCUAACUAACAACAGGAAGUAGACACCUUUCUGUUGCACAAACUCAGAUGCAGUUACUGUGGGGUAGAUGUUUCCUGUGUUGACCACCAAAGCAGACCCCCUUUCCCUGUGAGUUUACACCUCACACAAAGAUCUUGAUGCAUCCUUUCCACUAAAGAAGCUGUUAGCUGAACCUGUUAAUGUGACUCAUUUCAUGUGUACGUCUGAGAAGAGAAAAAGUAGUUGUCUGAUUAACGCCAAGGUGCAAACUCAUCGGGGUUUAGUAUCACUCGUGUCUCAUCUUGUGUGCUGUUCUCAGUGUCAAACCAGAAUGCCUGCUGUCUCACUGCAUCAUGGCGCCCAUGCUGGCCCUGGACCCCGCUCUGUCUGCCAACGUUACGCUCAAAGAGCUGCCGACACUCUCUCCUGCCUUCACUGCUGCCAAAGAGCUGCUGAUGAUGAACAAACCUUUCCAGCCGUCCACCUCCGCCUCUGUGGUCGUCUUCCACUCACAGGCUGAUGGUAAAACACCCCCCUCCUCCCCCAGAGAAAUAUAAAAUGAGCAUAAAAUGAGAUUAGGUGAUUUUGUUGCCUCAGAAACCAACGCAAGCAGAAAAUGGCUUCAAAUGAAUCAAAGCAUCAUGUGAGCUUUGAAGCCGCUGGGUAGCUGAAAAUAGCACAGAUUAUCACAAAGAUGGGAAAAAAUAUUUACAGUGCAAAAUGUGUUAUUUGAAGUGUGAUCAAUGAGUAACCAGGACAUGAGAAAUUUGCACUGAGGGGGGAAGAAUUCAGCAUUAACAGAAGCAGCUGCUGCUAAACUCCCACUGAUCUGAACAGCAAAAGUUUGUUUUAAGGUUCGAUGGUUAAAAAAAGUAAAACAAGGAAAAUGCAUCCAGAAGAUUAAGAAUCACAGGAAAGCAGGAAUCGAUUGGUAAAGCAAUGAAACAGUGUUAGCUAUCGACUGAAGAAAUUUAGAGGACAAAAGAAAUGUGUAAAACGUACGAUCAAGAACUUUCGACUGGCUGAUGAAUGACAAAAAACCUUGACGGGCUGCCAGGCUAAAAAAAGAUGUCCCUAAAAAAUGAGCAGAGGUGGAGUCUCUCUGGUUCUCAGACAGACUUGUAUCAAAACAUGAGGGAUAUUACAUAAUCCAAAUCUAAAACCAUGAUAAGUUUGAUAAAAAGCCAAUGGUACAAUAUUAUAGCAGUGUUUCUGAAGGAGAAAGAAAAUGAAGAUGAGGACAAAAAUACUAUUUUUUAGCUCUGAGUAGCUUAUGAAGUGAGCGAGAUGCACACUAAUUUGAUGAGAUUUUGUAACUUUGCAGGGAAUUUCCACCAGAUCUGAGCUCUGUCUGAUAGAUUUCACUCAAGUCAGUUUGUUUACUCCGAGUUGCUUGACUGAUUUGCGUUCCUGCUUCAUCUCGGCUCUUUGAAUCUACAGCCCGUCACAUCAGACAAAGCUUGACUUCUAUUCUUACUGGAUGCCGGAGCACGGCGCAUCAAUCAGCGCAGGGCAGAUCAAAAGAGACACCAAAUGGAUGCUGAAAUACCAGGGCCUGAAUUCACAGUCUGAGAAUCCUCUGAGUAAGCUCUUAACUUCAGCAAGGACUCCUGGCUUAGAAAUAUCUCAGGGUGACUCUGAGCAUAAAAAGAGCAGAAACUCUCUCUCUUAUCAAAUGCACUGACAGCAGUUUGACCUCUUAUGUUAUUUAUGAACCUAAGUUCUGCAAACAUUUGAGCUAAAUUUUCUGUUACAGUGUAAGUCUUAAUUGUGAGGAGCUAAAUACCUCACCCUCCUAUCUGGUGUUGUUGUGUUGGCUUGCACAGUGGCCACAGUUUAGAGCGUACUUCUCUAAUUUCACCAUCUUUCUGCAAUUUCCUCCUCAGCUUGAGAAACUCAGCAGCCUCUUUGCAGUCCUCCUCACUUAUCCUAACGGUUUUUCACCUUCGGAGUUCUCUUACCUGAAUAACUUUUGCCUGUACAAAGAUCUAAUCUGGACUUUUAAAGAAAUUUAUUUUAAAAUGGUAAAAUUCUCAUACUUCUCAUAGAAUUUCGUCACUGAGAGCAACUGAUUAGACAACAAAGCUUUGCAGGGCCAAUUUUCAGACACUCUGUGUUGACGCCAGAUCACAUACCUGUAUCAACAAAACAUCAUAAUUAGCAGGGUCAGGCCUGGAGUCAACAAGGCCGCUUUCAGAGGCCAUGAUGACAGCUGUUUGGAGGGUGAAAGAGCAGGGCGCCAAACCGCAACAUCGUGGAGAGGGACAGAGAUCUGGUCAAAGUCAGGCGUCAGUUUUUUUUUUUUUGUGGCGAACAGGUGAUGAAAGAGAUCAUAACGGGGUCUAAACUUUUGCCCCAGUGUGUUCGCUAACCUUCUGAAUCCUUCGCUGUCAACCACACAAAACAUCUGUCGUUUUAUUAUGUCUUAAUACAAGGUGACCAAAUGCUGUCACAUGAGCUGCUUGGCCGCUACAGUUUCAAAAAUGUCUCUCUGUUCUUGUAUCUUCUGCUUGAACAAAAUCGACUAUUUUUCCCUGCUAGAGCAAUUAUUUUAUACUGUCACAGCUCCAGGACGGUAAUGAGACACAUUUGCCUCUCAACAUCAUGAAAUUGGAAAUACCAUAAUAUCCAAUAUUUCUGCAACAAAAACCUGGACAUGCCAAGAUCAAACUAAAAAACAAAAUGAUUGACAGGUCUAACACGUAUUUUUUUACGAGUAGAAUCUUUCAAAGUCAACAAAAAGUAAACGCUCCUCAUAUCAGCAUAAAGUCAUGAAGGAGGGUACCCACAGGGUUCCAGUUGUUUACUUUUAUUUCUGGUUAGGCUUGUUUGAACAUGAGUGAGGAGUGUCUAAUCAACAACAGCUAAUAACUGAGUAAAUGUUUUAAAUAAAUCGCCAAACCAAACUACACUGCCUCGAUAUUUGUAAAGCAAACCGUGAAGGAAAACGGACAAUAUCCAACUGAUGACACUUUGUCCUUUUUUAAGACUUCUUUCUGCUGCCAUUUGUGCAUUAAAAUGUGUGUGUGUCUGUGAGUUACAUAUCAUUAUUGUGUCUCUCAUUGUUUAUUCUCUCUCAUUUUCAGCUGAUCAAGCAUUUACAGAUGUGUCCAAAGAAGACCAGAAGUUUACUGCUUCCAGAUGUUAUUUGGUAGGUUUAUGAUUGUGUUGUACUGUAGAGAAACCUCAUUAAACAUGCAAAAGUUUAUAUUUUGGUUGCAUGUGAGCUGAGCUGAGGUAAAACCUUAAACAAACAUGUCAUUUAUUUAAAACAAAAUCCACCUAUUUUAUGACAACACAGUCACCAGUUGUUUUAACGAGACAGAAUAACAGCCUGGGGUCAAUAAACAUCAAAAAGUGAUCUGUUUGAAUAUCUUAUGUGCUCUUGUGUGUUGCUUGUUUUGUAGACGACAGAUAAAGAGGCUCCUGGUCUGAUCCGGAUGCAGUCUCUGGCCUACCUGAGCGGUUUUCCAGCCUCCUUUAAAGAGACGGAGCAGCUGAGGGUCAGAUUGCCGUCUGUGAUCACCAGCAAGAUCAAACAGGUAAAGGAGCAGCUAUGAUGACCUGAUCAAGGUUUUUGUGAUCUUUGGGUGUCAGGAGAGUCUGAACUGAUGAAAAGAUUGGCCUGAGUAUUGACUAAAUCUGUAUCUGGUCCUGAUAAUAUGAUUUUAUUAUUUUAAUUUAAAUCCUGGGGAGACACUUGGGGGUAGAAAUCACAUUUAUUGCAGAGAAAAUUACAGCAGGGGGUGGUUUGACCUCUGUCUGUAUGAGUGAUUUACAGUUGUGAACAGCAGGGGGCAGCGUUGCACGGUAAAUAAACAUGAGGCUUGACUUUUUGGCCUUUUUUGAAUAACUAUAUCACCUUCCUGGUGUAGAAUAAAUCCUCUUUUCUGUGAUUUUUAGAAAUUGUCAGUAAAUAGAUAAAAAUAUGACUUCAUCAUAACUGAAUCUGCCACCAGGGGGAGCCCCCACAUGGAUGUUGCUACACCAUAAAUACCACAGAAAUUUACCGUAUCAUAUUGUCGUUUUUGAUCUGUUAAUACGUCCUAUUAGCAUCAGAUCCAAAUGUCAAAGCCUCCUUGGAGAGGAGGUUGCACUGUCCUGCUAAAUAGAGGCUUUUUCUAUUUUAAACAGUUAGGCUCUGAUGCGGAUAAAGAGCCCGUGUUUAGCUUGGCGGCUGGCAGCUUGUGUAUCUAAUAAUUUUCUCUAAUCAGAACUCUGCUUUAUAUUCUGAGAGGGAGGAAUGCCACUAACGAGCGCGGAUUACUUUGAAAUAAUCAAAGAAAACACGGCAGAGAAAACAGAGCGGAGUCACCCUGUCUCACCGACAGACAGACAGGCAGGACGGACAUGAGUCAACUGAUUGUCCCUUCUUCCGAUAAUAAACUCACAUGGCUGAUUAGAAUUAAUGGGCGGCUGAUUAGAUAACACCUUUUGUGAGUGCCUUUGUGUGUGUCAAACACAAGACAGAGGCGUUUUACAUCUGCUCUGCUGUGUUAGUUGGCUCUUCAGGGGCCUGAAAAUAAAUUGUCCUUCAGUCAAAGUCCUUAAAACAUCCUGUUGCCUUAAUUUUGAUUGAAACUAUUAGUCUGUUCAGAUAAAGAAAAGAUUCCAUUUGGCAUAAUCACCCGCUCACCAUACACCAGAAUCUGGGUUUAUUGAGGAUCUGUUUUGGUGCAGAAACAAUGAGCACAGAAUAACAAUAGAAAUAUAAAAAGAAAUAUAUGAGUAAGAAUGUACCAUUUAUUUACCAGCCUUCACCGAAAAUGCAAACAAAUUAAUCGUAUCAAGUUAAAGCUCUUAUGAGGAACUUUUGAUUUGUGUCAACUUUGGUGACGCCCUGUGGACAAGACAGGCAAAGUCUCUGACAUAAAAAUCUUAUCCUGCUGGCUUUUGAUAGCGUCAUUUUAUUGUGAAUAUUUUAUGUGGAAAUUUUAAAUCAGAGCUUUUUCUUGAGCUGCUCAGAUAUAACUCAACUCAAUAACUCAAUGGAUUUUCUCUGUAGUUGACUGAUCAGCCAUUACCAGAAACCCUAAAGGUUGGUUUUUCCAAAUGAAUUGAGAGAACCAUUAAAAAUUACCUCCAUGUUUUUGCCACAGUGUCAACAGGCGGAGCAGAAAAGUCCCUUCCACAGAUUUAUCUGAUAUGAUGUGUGUGAUCUGGUUGUCCCUCUUGCUAUUCAGAACUAAUCACCGCUGUUAUGGGGGUUUUGACCAAUCAGAAUCAAGGAUUAGUGAGAAAGCCGGAUAAUGAAUUAAAUGUAAUGGCAUGAAUAAAAAGAUUGCAGCUGCUGUGUGUCUGUUCUCAAGUAUAAAUAGGGGAGGAUGGCAUCACGGUGAGUUAUUUCAAGAUUAAUGAGAAUGAGAAUUUUUGAUGAAUAAAGUCAAAUGUUUUCAGGCAAAACACAGAAGAAGACACACAUACCUCGAGUACUUAUUCCAGUUAUGUCUUAUUUAAUCUCUGAGUAUAUCACAACAGUCCUUGUGUUAUGUAAUGCUCCAUAGAGUCCAUGUAGAUAUUCACCAGCCUAACUGUGAAAAUCUGGAGACUCUUCUGUGUUACUCUUUACGUAACGAUGCCGUAUGUAAAACUCAGUGAGCACAAACAGGUGAUGGAGCAGCUUCAAACUCACUGUAACUCUGUAUGUGAUGAUAUGUAGGUUAACAGUGUUUAACCUACAUGUCACCAUCAAACCCAGUUGUCCCAUCGAUCCCCGCCUCUGUCUCCAGGUCUUUUGCGUCGUACCCUGGCAGGUCAUGUGAUAAUAACCGGCGGCAUUCAGGCUGUAACCUUAGCUGGCGGUGCGGGGGUUAACAUAAGAACAACUGUUAUGAGUGGCGUGGCGCCAGCCAGCAUGCUGAAAGGUCACAAGGAUUUGACUGACCUUCCCUGCACUUUUGGACACACCCAUCUCAUACAUGUUUGUUUAUGCUUCACAUUACCUGUUGUUGCUUUUUACACAGGGAACAAUGUAGAAAAGAGGCUUUAAAUGGAGGAUGUAGUGAAGCGAAGAUGAUUGUGGGAUGUGUGAGUCCAGGAAAAAGAGGGUGGAAAGUGUGUGUGUGUGUUUGGUUGGAGGGCUUCUUGGUAGACAGGCCCACCACACAAUGCACAGUUUGGAUUUCAAGGUGUUUCCUGGUGUCGCCAGGCCGAUUCUGUGAAAGAGGGAUGAUGUGCAUAGUGUGGAAGAAGAGGUUCAGCAGUGAGAGACGGCUGGUAUUUAUAGCCGGUGUUACAACCAGCGCCAUGGUGAUGAAAGCUGCCCCACAACCUCGAUCACCUGCCCGCUCUGUGCCCUGCUGAGCCCUGCCGUCAGUGUUUUGGGCACAAGCCUGAUGAUGUAUUCAUGUUAGCUUGUAUUGUAUGUGUGAGGAUUCUUUGGUUCACCACAAGGUGUCUCGUCUCCAUUACCAAGCAAGAUUUGAAGGUUUAAGUUACCCUUACAGGAUGAGCUACUGUGUAAAUAUUAAAUUAAAGUUUGAGCUCGAUACAGUGUGAAUUAAUUUGUAAACAGUGUUCGUAUAUAGACUUGAUGAAAUGAGCUAUGCAGCAGCUGCAUUAGACAUAAUAUGUGUGGGAGACAAGCUGCAAGUAGCCUUUAUUGUAAAAUGGUGAACCCUCUGAUGUAGUCGUAGUUAGAUCAAGCAUAUAAAACAUUAGACAUUUGUUUUCAGAGAACCAAAACCAGAACUACUAACUGGUCAUGCACAUUGUUAGUAUUUUUAUUAUUUUAUUUUUAUUUACAUAUCAGUCAUAUGUUGCGGUCUAUAGCACUAGGGUAUGGUGUGAUGAUCACAGCCAUAAUGCUUCAAUGCUCUAUUACUCAGAUGUAAACAAACAUAGAUGAGAGUGUGGCAUAGUUUGGUUAGCCAGAAAGUGUGUGUGUUAGACUAACUUUUAAAGGGAUAUUCCUGCGUAAAAUUAAUUUAGGGUCAAACACACUGUAACACAGAGUUAGACACCCCCCCGAGAGAUGAAUGCUGCCAACCGCUUGCUUCUCAGUUAUACCAACUUUAGUAACGAAUGCACAACAGCAAUACACAGCGGUCUCAGGAGCCAUAAACAAACCUCAACCAUAACACCACUCUAUAGCCACAAAUAAUGCUCAGAACAGCACCUAACUUCAUCAACAGAACAUGUAGGUUCCUAGCCAAAGCACUGGCCACCAAACAGCUUUUUAAGUUUGCCUAAUUUCUUAAGCAAAGAGACUAAACACAACUCACCUACUCUCUUUCUUUUUAGUGACCUAUAAGAGCAAAUAACAAUAUAAGCAGAGAUAUGAGGUACUACUUUGUCCGUAGGGGGCGCCAAAAUGUGUCUUUUUCAGCUUAGAUCUUCCAUUUCAACACUUUGACAUUUUGAUGUUCACUAUACACCUGGACGCACGGUUAGCUUUAGGUUCCUGAAUUUAGGUCAGUUCAUCUAGUUUCUGAUUGUCGGACUGAACUCUUGACUUAGUGCCAUUACAGCGUCUCCUUCCGUCUGCUGAAAAACAUCACUCACCGCAGAAUUAAUCGGUUUACCCAGAGUAUUAACUCAAUCAUUUCUGCACUGAUUACACUUUCUUUUGUCUGUGCAGUCACACACACACACACUAGCCAUGGAGACCACAGAUUAUAACGUAACCACAGUAAAACCCACACGGGACAUGUUAAUGUGGUGAGGAAUAACUUCAGCUGCUGCCCAUGGUCUUCCUCUUGUUGUUCCCUCAUGCCUUGCAUACUGUUUGAUACUUCUGACGCAGCUUGUUGUAGUCAUGAUAAACUAAAACAGAUGCACGUUCUCUUCUGUCAAAACUCCUGCAUUAUCUAGAUUGCUUUAAGAUGAAGCAAUUGUACAUUUCCAAAUGCAGUUAUGAUCAAAAUCAGAAUUCAAUGGUGCCUUCUAUAGGUGUAUGGGCAACCCAUGCCCUUAAUGCACUUAAGCAUCCCCAGACCAUUAGUCCAUGGGCCCGACAGAUGUUUAGUACACUUCAGGGUGGCAAAGGUUCAUCAUGAUUUUUGAAAAGACACGUCUGUAGAUUAUAUUUUUGUAUGAUAACCUUUCCAGGUGCCCAGCUUAAAUAUUGGUUAUCAGCUUAUGAAGUUAACCACCCAUUAAGAUAAACUCGAUUCUUUUGCACUGGUGCAGGGACAUUUCUCAAAAGUUUACAAUAGACUGUUUAGUAUCAUUUUAAAGGGGACCCUUGUGGCUUUCAUUUAAGCCUUUAUGUGUUCACCUUAGACCAACAUGGAAGUCACUAGAGCUCUUUAAAUCACAAAAAAAUCAUAUUUUCCUGCAAUUUUCGCCUACAUGAUAAACUUUCUUUUGGCCAUAUAUCACCCAGAGACAUCAGGGAUACAAGAAUUACAAACUUGGGACUCAUAAGAUUCAGAAAAUGUGUAACAUACCCAUACUAUCUCUUUAUGGGAGGUGACUGUGUGGAGUUUUGAGAAGUCAGAGUUUUAGGCGAGAAUCUUGGUUCUGCAGGAAAUGUUCAGGGGGCAUCUCCCAUCUGGGAUAUUAGACAGAACAGAAAAUUGAAAAAAACCCUUAGAAUGCAUUGAUUCUGUACAUCAUCGAUACUGGCUUUUAAAUUGUGCUCUGAUAACAAAUUGAGUGGUCCAUUUUUGAGGGAGGAUACAGCGUCCAUGAUUUACAAAAAGAGUGUCGAAUUUUGAUACAUCAGGACAGUUUCCUACUUCUCCUCAGACGAGCCAGAGAAGUUACUGACAUUUCUGGGUCAUGUUAAUGUUGCAGAAACAGACUGUGAUCACAGAUAGUGUUUUUUUUUUUUUUGGAGUGACUUUGAGCCCAUGCUGUGAUUUCCCCCACAGAGUAAUGUCUGUUGUAAAGCAGUGCAGCCUGAGGGCCCAAAGGUCACAGACAUCCAGCGCUGGUUUUUGUCUUUAUCCCCUUCGUACAGGAAUUUGUCCAGACUCUCUGAGUCUUUUAACGAUAUAUUGUUGAUAAUUAGUCUUUAUUAUUUUUUUCAUAACUCAGAAAAUCAACUAUAUUAUUUUGGAGGUAUUUCUCAACCUGAUUUUAUAAAGCAUGACACAACUUUUUUAGUGUUUUGUUGUCACUUCCCCAACGUUUUUUGCAACAUGUUCCUGUUGUAAAGUUUUUUCAUGAUACAAAUUUAUUUAACUUCACUGUCAACAUUUAAUGUGUCAUCCUUGCACUAAUUUCAAAUGAAUCUGUUUUUAAUUAACAUUUACACAGCCUCAUGAUCCGUAGUGUCUUUAAAGUUUGGGCUUUAUUGGAUUUAUUCAUACUAUCAGUCUUGUGUUGUUUGUGAGUUUUUAGUUGUUUACUCCCCUCAGCAGUCGGGCACAUGCCUGUCUGAGGCCACCACACACCUCUGCUUUGUGUGCAUGUGUUCGAGCAUUAUCAGGACUAUAAAGAGAGCUAUAACAAAGAUGAGAAAUGUGAUCCCCGGCCCGCUGUCUACUGGCUGCUCCCUGCCGGGUUUAUAAGACACAGCUAAUCCUCCUCACCUAAAAACAGGAGCAGAGAAAAGCGAAUGAGAUGAGGCGCAGCACGAGUUCAUGUGGGAUGUUUGGUUCAUUUUUGGAUGAGGGAGGGUGAGAGGGGGACAGUCUUUUCCUGGCAAGCUUACAGUUUAAAAUGAUGAGAGAGGCAGGGGCAGAUGGUUGUAAAAUGGGCAAGGCCAGGGGAUUCUCUAGCACAUGCAUCACACACAUACACACCGAGCCCACCAGUGCUUCACAUAGCUCUCUCAAUUUCAGACGGGGAGCAACUUCCAAGUGACCUCCAUGGAGAAAAUGACCUCAGCGAAGUUUCCUAUCUCUGACUUCUUCUCACAUAAACACACAAGCUCAAAGCGUCUUUACUUUGACCAUUUUAGCUGCAGGUUCAAAGCUUGUUAUCAAAUUAAUUCUUUCAGACGUCCUCUAGUGAUGGACUGAUGGUCUAUAUUCCAGGCUUGGCACUGAGGAUGAACCCUGUCCCUUAACACGUGACUUCAACUCUGAGAAAUUGCUUUUUAGGAAGUUCCCACAGUGAAUUAGGUGGUUUGUUUGUUUGUUUGUUUGAUUCACGUGGAGGGGAACUUCUUUUAUUUUACAAAUGAUAGUAAGGCAGCUUCAUUCAAGUGGAUCAGAGCUUUUUCAAAUAAGAUUUUGGGCUUGGAAAAUGGUGGCAAGUUAAACAAAAUUUGCCUCAUAUCAAGGGAUACUUGAGGCUUCAUUUUCUCCAAUUUCAAGACUAAAACAACUCAAACUUUAUUUGGGCUUUGAGCUAAACAUCCUCAUUGAAUGGUCUUCCCCUUGUGCGUCUCUGCUGAGGAAUUAUAACUCUGUCAAACAAUGAACAUUUUCCUGUUGUUGUAUUUAUUCUCUCUACAGUUUGAGCUGUACUCUGAAGCCAGCAUCGCCCUGCUCCACCUAAAAACCCCACAGGAUUUCACAGAUCUGGCCCAGCAAGCCAAAAAGAACCUGACUCUGGACGGGAAAGAGUUAACCAUCAACCCUGCCUACUUGUUUUGGGACCUCACGGCCAUUUCACAGGUAUCACUGGUCCUCUUUACCUCUUAACACUGUUGAUGCAAUGGUCUUAAUUUUUUUUUUUUAUUGGAACAACCACAUUAGGGCAGCUGGUAGAGUGUGUACAGUUCAGGCAGUUAUUACAGCUGUUGGGAAACUUGGGUUUCACACUCUUACCUGGGGACCCCACUGGAUCUGGAAUGACUCCGCUCCUCUCCGGACCGGCAGGCGAAUCGGAUACGCAAACAGCGCCCACUGGAUCCGAUCCGCCGCUGCCAUCUGAGAGGAAGCGCAAGCGAGAUUGCUGAUAUUUCUUUCAAGACUGAACGAGCUCUCGCGUGUGUCCGAUCGGUGUAUAUUAACGGCGGUGUAUAUAAACAGCAGUGUAUGUAAACACCAAUAUCCCACAAACCUGGCCUCUCCUAUUAUCAAGUUAAGAACAGUUCAAUGUUUUGACUUUAUUUUAUUUUGAAAGUUAACUGGCGUCCAGCAAAAAUAGAAGCCUUGUGUAUCUGAUCCAGCCCCUGGAGCCGAUCCGCAGCGGAGCCGGAUGGCAGACGGCUUCUGUGGAAUGACACUCAUUGAUUAUAAAGUUUGCGUAUUUGAUCUGCCUUCCGUUCCGGGCCCUGUAGGUUUUAGCCCUUACCGGUUUACCUAUUAGUGUUGGAACUCAGAGCUUCAAAAAUCCAAACUUUUAAAGUCUUCCCAGUGUUGGAUAAACUAGAAUGUGUGUUUAGUGUACUCUGAUAGAUAUGACGACAAGUACACUAGAGACUGUGUAUUGCUUGAGUCCCUUCAAAAUAGAUAAACAAGUUGUGUGAAUGUCUGUUUAAGUCCUUACAACAAAUGGGUGAACCAGAAGUUGUGUGAGUGAGAGUCCUCAUAAUGAUAGUUAAACCAAGUCACUUCAACAAUGGGUGAACAUUAAAGUUUGUGUCACUUUAAGUCCCCACAAAUGUUUCAUGAGUUCAAGACCCCACAAUUAUAGUUUAAACAGAAACUGUGUAUCACUUGAGCGCCCUCAAUAAAAGCUUAACAUGAAAAUUUGUGUUAAUUUAAGUCCUAACUCGAUGUAAUCAAAAACUACAAGUCUCCACAAUGAUGGGUAAACCAGAGAGUGUGUUGUGCUUGUGUCAGUCAACAUGAGUGUAUGCAUCAACUCAAGUCUCCACAGUGAUUGAUAAACAUGACAGUGGGUGAGUUUAAGUCUCCACAAUGAUGGAUGAAAUGAAGUCUCUCUGAUGUCCUCGAAACCUUUCCAUGUUUGUACUUCUUUGGUACCCCCUAAUGUUUGUCCCCUCAUUAGUCGAAACAGGAUGAAGACGUAUCUGCCAGCAGAUUUGAAGAUAAUGAAGAGCUCCGCUACUCACUGAGAUCUGUGGAGAGGCAUGCUCCCUGGGUGCGCCACAUUUUUAUUGUCACCAACGGGCAGAUUCCCUCGUGGCUGAACCUGGAUAACCCCAGGGUGACGGUCAUCGCACAUCAGGUAUCCCCUAAAAUUAUGUACAUUUCCUAUGUAAUAAUGCGAUGAAUUCACCCACAGUAUUUGCCUUUAUAAAGCACACAUUUAUAAAGACCCACAUCCAUCGCAUCCCAGCCCAGAUAAAUGCAGACACGUAUACGACUCUCCUACUGUAUUAUACUCUUGCACUUUUUUGUAUUUUUGCACCGUGGGUCUUUUUGAUUCAUGUGUAUGUACCCACACAUGGUAGAGAUUGACAGUGAAAACCUUGAAUUGAAUCUUGAAUCACACAUAUUUAUGUCACCUGUGCAGUAUUGAAAUAAUAUGCUGUUCUUCUUUUACCAGGACAUCUUCCAGAACCACAGCCACCUCCCCACUUUCAGCUCCCCUGCCAUAGAGACCCACAUCCACCGCAUCCCAGGGCUCUCCCAAAAGUUCAUUUACCUCAACGAUGACGUGAUGUUUGGUAAAGAAGUGUGGCCCGAUGACUUUUACAGCCACUCCAAAGGACAGAAGGUGUGAAUGAAACACCCAAAGUGCUCACUAGACGAUCUUGCUUAUGUGUAAAACAAGCUGACCUUUAACUUUUACUGUCCUUGCAUUCUUGCAGGUAUAUCUCACCUGGCCUGUCCCUAACUGUGCUGAGGGCUGCCCAGGAUCCUGGAUCAAGGACGGCUACUGCGACAAAGCCUGCAAUAACUCCGCCUGCGACUGGGAUGGAGGAGACUGCCUUGGUAGAGAUCAGCAACAUCUUUUCCCUUGUUUUGACAAGCGAAAUUCCUCUACUCAUGUCUGUUUUAUUCCUUGUCUCUGAUAGGUGCAGCGGGGAACAGCCGGUUUGCUGCUGGGGUUGGCGGCGGUGGGCCUGGUGGAGCAGGUGGACAGGUGUGGCAGUUUGCGGGCGGUCUAGGAGGUCUUGGCGGUACCUCAUACUGUAAUCAAGGCUGUGCCAACUCCUGGUUGGCAGACAAGUUUUGUGACCAGGCCUGCAAUGUUCUGAACUGUGGUUUUGAUGUUGGAGACUGUGGCACAGGUGAGUUAAAUGAUCACGCAUAAAUACUCAUAGUUUCCAGACAAUUUUUUGUAGAGCCUCUGUCUGGUUUCUAAAGCUCCUCAUAACCCCAAAAUUUACGCAAAAGUCAUGCACUAGUUAAAGUCCCCACUAUUGCAUUAAAUCAGAAAGUGUGUGUUUAGGUCCCCACUUUUAUACUAAAACAAGAAAGAGUGUAAGUUAAAGUUUUAUUGUAUUUUAAGCGUCGUUCAUUGUAUGUGUUUAUUUUUGUUCGUAGAGCACUUCAGAGAGCUGUACCAUGUGACCCUGCUGAGGAAUCAGACCCUGUACACCCUCCCUGUAGGUGAAACCCGUCCGUAUUUCAGCUUUGACAAAUUUGCCCGCAGAGUCUCUGAGGCCCAUGUCAGCGACAACAAUGCGGUUCGCCACACUUCUGUCGCCAACAAGUGGAAGACCAUCCAUCUCCUUCUCCAUUCAGGCCACAACGCCACCCAGAUCCAGUAUAAUCUCACUCUGCAGGGAGAAGAUGAAACAGAGUUCACUAUGAGCUUUACGGUAGCUGUGGAUACCCGUGUGCUACCUCAGGCGAACGUUUCACAGGCUUCCAGCAAAGAUACAGGCAAAGAGUCAACACCGACCCCGACUCCAGAGCCUGUGUUUCUUUUCUCAGACAUUCCUGAGGAGAAACAGGGUCCGAAGGUCCUAAAGAAGCUCCCUGAAGCCUUGAUAGAAGUUCCCACCUUAAAUGUGUCACUUCUCCCUGCUGCAGUACGAAAUGAGCUGCAGAAGCUGGAGGAGAAACUCCUGAUUGGUGACAUUACUAUCAAGGGUUACAACCUCACAAAGGCUGAAAUUUUAAAGCCUUAUGACACAAAUCAGGAGGCUAUUACUUCACAAACAGAUAAUGAAGGUGUCGUCAAAAUGAAGGCAAAGCCGUAUAAAGACUUGGAAGGAGAGGGAUUGGAGGGGAAUCAACUUGCCAAAGAUGAAGCCAAAAUUAGUGACCCAAAAAAUCCAAUUUUGAAAGAAGAAAUGUCCAAGAAAAACGAAUCUGUGCAGAAAUCAGCUGUUACUCCACUUGUCCCAGUCCAUAUUGAUGAUCAACCGAUGAAAGACCCUAUAACCCCCAAACGUUAUAAUAUUAAUGCUGCAAUUGAGAGGCCUAUAAUUUCCAAACUGCUAGGCAGUGUUUCUAAAACUAGGAGUGCAGAAAAUCAGGCAGAACCGGCUGAUGCUGCCGGUAACGGUCCGGUAGGGAGGAGGCUCCAACACUUCAUCUCUUCAGACAGAGGCUUCCUGCCGUGGGAGAGGAGGAAGUUCUUCCAAGAGUUGCUGGAGGUGAAAUAAAGCUACAACUUUCACUCCUUUUUCUGCAUUUUGAUCCUUUUUUAAAUAUAUUUAUCUUUUUAUGAUGACUCGACAGGAGGAGGAGCGUCUGCAGAGAGAGUUGUCGUAUCAGACUGAUGGUGCCGCAACAGGCCGCAAGUUGCAGGACACUUUUGCCGACUCGCUGCGCUACGUCAACAAGCUGCUCAACAGCCAGUUUGGAUUUACGUCCCGUAAAGUCCCCGCACACAUGCCUCACAUGAUCGACCGGCUCAUCAUGCAGGAGCUGCAGGACACGUGAGCCUCUUACAGAGUCUUUGUCACUCUUUUCAAAGUAUAUAUAAGAAGAUGCAACAUGUGUAACUGCUCUAAUUUUUACCCUCAGAUUCCCAAAAGAGUUUGACAAGACAUCAGCCCACCGUGUUCGCCACUCAGAGGACAUGCAAUUCGCCUUUUCCUACUUUUACUUCCUGAUGAGUGCUCAGCAGCAGCUCAAUGUGUCUGAGGUGUUUGAUGAGAUCGACACUGACCACUCGGGCGUCUUGUCCGACAGAGAGAUAAGAACUCUGGCCACGAGGAUUCAUGAGCUGCCUCUCAGCCUUCAGGUGAGUCCUGGCUUUGAUAAAUCUCCUCUCCCUCACUUUAAAACUUUCAUUUCUAUUUGAGCACUAUGUGUUUGGAGAAUCGAUGGAAUAUUUCUUAUUUCCCUCAUAACGUUUAGGACCUAACCGGCCUGGAGCAGAUGUUGAUAAACUGCUCUAAGUCUCUCCCGACUAACCUGACCCAGCUCCACCUGGUGAACCCAACGCAGGAGGCUUACUAUGACCCCAGCAUGGUGAGCUGGACUAAUUAAUUCAUGCUUUAUCUUGUGUUCCUUGCGUGUUUUUAAAAACUACAUCAUUGGACUGAAAUCCUGCUCUUUUGAAACCACAGCCUCCUGUCACCAAAGGCCUCAUUUUGCACUGCAAGCCAAUUACAGAGCGCAUCCACAAAGCCUUCAAAGACCAGAAUAAGUACAAGUAAGAGCCUCAGUCUGUAUAACAGCUGUAUAAAUGUUUAAUGCUUUCUCUUACACUGCUGUUAACAUGCCUCCUUGUGGACAGGUUUGAGAUCAUGGGGGAAGAGGAGAUAGCUUUCAAGAUGGUGCGGACAAAUGUGUCUCAUGUGGUCGGCCAGUUGGAUGACAUCAGAAAGAAUCCAAGGUAGAAGCGACUCUUCAGUGAUCACACUUUUGUUUUACCAAAGAUUUCCUUCCUUCAACCAGAGUUGACAUUUUUUUUGCCUUUUCCUACCGAACAGGAAGUUCAUCUGUCUGAAUGAUAACAUCGACCACAGCCACAAAGAUGCCGCCACAGUGAAAGCUGUGCUGAGAGACUUUUACGAGUCCAUGUUUCCUCUGCCGUCUCAGUUUGAACUUCCCAGAGAGUAUCGCAACAGGUUUCUACACAUGGAGGAGCUCCAGGAAUGGUAGGAGGAGUUGUCUUUUUUCUGACUUGUACAUGGGUAAUUAAACCAGAUUAAGGCAUACCUGCCAACAUUUGGGUCCGGGAGAAUUUUGCGGCGCGCCGGGCAGUUUUGGGGUGACCUUGUACGGUGGAUACGAGCUAAUUAUGAGAGUAUUUGUAAUAAGAUUGCUCAUCCAAAUAAGUACAGCUCUCAAAUAAGUGAAGCUGCACACUUUUUUGUUUUAACAAUAACAAAUGGUAAUAAAAAGUAAUAGCUGUGAUAUGCCUUGAUCUUAUUUAGUCCACUAACAUUGGUGUUAAGGUCCUCACAUGUUUUACAUGCUCUCCCGUAUGAGUCUCUCUGAAUAUCUGUGCGUGCAAUACAGCACUCUUCUAUCUGAGGCUGCGGAAGUGUUCGUUUUGCAACAAACACUGUUUAAAUAUAGUUUACAGCUUAAACCGACCUGAAUACCUGAAUACCUGAAUAAUCCCAAAUUUUUAAGUAAAAGUAUAGAUCCAGUGUCUGUGAGGCUCAGCAGAAACACAGGACAAUCUUCGGUUGUCUGCAAACCUGGCAACUUUGGACGAAUAUAGUGAUCCGAUUCAUGAAUGAACGUGGACCAUGCAAACUACGGGAGAUUCCCGGGAGAAAUUACAAUAUGGGAGGUGGGCAGGAGAUAGGUCUGAAAUACGGAAGAGUUUCAGGAAAAAUGGGAGUGUUGGCAGGUAUGGAUUAAGGUGAGCUACUACUGAGCAUGCAACCGUGAUUAAAAGCAUAGUUGUGCUUUCGGUCCACCUCUCCAAACUUAUAAAAACUUUAAAACUAUUGGCUGAAUUUGGCCUACAUGCAUUCUAUGUGAAUGCAUGUGAAAUUAUACAGAUGCAACCUGUUAUUUAGUAUUUCAGCUCACAUCUUCAAAGCAGGAGGACCUUGGCUCGAAAUUAAGUAUUUAUAUUUCUAAAUGAUACAGGCCUGUAGGGGAUUCACAAUAGGUCAAUGUUUGAGCAGGUAGUUAAUCCAGCUCUUUUUUUCCUCCGCAGUCUAAGUCAAGAAUCUUUGUCUGUCACCGCAGCAGAUGGAGUGUUACCAGGUUGGAGUGAUGGGAAUCUCACAGGGCUUUAGAGGACUUAAGUCAGGGACCCUGCUCCUGAAUUCAGGGGCUCCACCUUGAGAAGGCCUUCCUCGCAUAGAGACUUUAAAAUUAGACCAAGCCGCUUCAGAUCAGUUGCUCGCUGUGAUGUACUUAUUAGAUCCUCACAUAGCUGCGUCUCUCGUCUCCUUCCACCUCCCUCUUCUGUCUGAGGGUCGGUAAAGUAGCUGGCACAUGGCGGCGGGUGAUGUCACCUUGUCACCCUGUUGCCCUGCUGCCCUUUGCAUACUGCACGUUUUCCUCUUGUUACAUAAAAGCACAAGCAACAUCUCCAACAGAAAGACAUGCCACCUCUGACAUUUGACAUCCAAUCCAGACCCUGCUUUUCUUUGCAUCUUUACCUAUUAGUGUUUGAGAAUAUACUACUUAAAAUCUGUGUCUCCUCAGGCGGGUGUACCGGGACAAGUUGAAGUUCUGGACGCACUGUGUCCUUGUGACGCUUGUCAUCUUCACCGUCAUGUCCUUCUUCGCCGAACAGGUCAGUCCUUCCACCCGAGGUCGCACACACUUUAUUGACAGAUAAAGACGCUCAAAAAAUUCUUUCACGCCUCCCCGUUUCCAUGAUUCACACUUGAGCUAUGAUUCAGGCCUGUGCUGCCGAUAUUCCACCCGGGAUGUUUCAGGCUCCGAUGUCAUGCCGGCUUCACAGAAAUGACAGACCCCUAGCAGUCCUCUGUGAAACCUCAGACUUUUCUGUCUUUGUUGACACAUUUCCACUGUAAUUAAUAUGAACUAUCUUCACCAGAAAAGCAAAAAUAAAUCUAGACGAGCACGCAGAAUUUAAAACCCAUGAUGGAGUUGUCAUUGUUCUAAAUUUGUCGCCGGAAAGAAACACAAAUGUCAGGAAUUGUUAAACAAAUACUACUCAUCCUUGGUAUGGCAUCCAGAGUUUGAGGGGCACAUCCUUAAUCCAAAGGUUUCCAGUUUCUCCUCACUGAAUCUAAACAAAGGUUAAUAGUUGCCGUGACCUUAUGAGAAUUUCCCCCCAACAACCCAGGGGACCAUAGUUACCAGUUAGGCAUGUGUCACACUGGUCCAGUGUUUCUGUUGCCACCGAGAAACAGACCUCUGAUGUCCUCUUGGCAUCACAUGCGACCUUCUGUCCCGCUGCCCAGGUUAUUAAGAUAGAGAAACAUGAGUGAGCUUUGUAGAGUUUAUAUUAAAGAGAUCAGCAGUGUCUUCACUCCUGAGGGAUGAGGUUUUUGAUCUGCUGCCCUUCUAAGAUUAUCUGUGCUCCUUGUCUCACAAAGGUCUGAGGCGUCCAGGUCCCUUAUUAAUAAGCAGGACUUCAUUUCUGAGAAAGAGCAAAGUAUUUAUGGAAAGAUUUGUCUGAGUGUGAUAGAAAAUCUAGAUUCCCUUUUUUAUCUAUCUGUUAAAGGAAGCUACAGUUCAGUUUGGUCUUAAAGAAAAACAAAACACAAAGCAUACCACAAAAUGAAUAAAAUAGAAAAGCAUUUGUACAGGAGUAGUAGGAACUUUUUAACUUGUUAUAGAUAAACAACACCAAGAAAUGCAGAAAAAUAUGUCAAAAAAAAAAACACAAAAUCCCCACUUUACACUCAAGAUUGCUUUUUCCUUCCUUCAAAAACUAUGGUCACAUUGCAAGAACUCAAAUUUUAGCCAAUAUUGCACAUUACACUUAAAAUAAGUCACAUUUAUCUAACAAGUCUGGACAUAAAUAUAUUAUUUUAAAUUUAGGCCUGAAAAGUGUAUUCCAACUCUGAAUGCAAAAUUUAGUAAGUAUAUCUAAGUUUACUGAAUUUGUAUCACAGCAUGUCUCAUCGGAAAAUGAGACUUGUUAAAACUUCAUACUGAAAAACUGCUAAACUGCUGACAUGUAAGUAAGUGGCAAGACAUGUACAGCUGAAUGUCAGUUGCAUAUAAUUAAUAAGAGACACCUAUGAAUGUCCUUGUAAGUGGGAGCAGGUUUAAAGAAAACAUCAGAGGGCCAAGGACAGAACCCUGAGGGACUCCACAAGACAGAGAGUCCCAUAUUUACCGGCUGCAACUGAAAAAGUAUACAGAUGUAUAUUGUGAUUGUCUGUCGAGUCAUUAAAACUGAGCUGUAGCUGAAGCAUCGAGUUUGUUUGAGGUUGUUUUGAGGUUUUGUUUUGUUACUUGUAAUGUCAACUCUGAAAUCAAUGUGCCAUCACACAUAUACUCAAUAAAUAUAAAGCAGUCUGCCACAUAUCGCUCCAUUUCAGUCUGUCUACACAUACCAGGCUGGAUAAAGCCUACUCUAACUGAUCCUGUCUCCUGUAAAUCACUCAUUCUCUUGCUAACAGGCAUCAUAAAGCUCUCUCAGCUGCAGUGUCUAAUUACACCAUUACCUCUCCCUACAGCUGAUUCUGCUUAAGAGAAAGCUGUUCCCCAGGCGUAGGGUCAACAGGGACAGCAACCCUGAGCGGGUGUGAGAGAGGAAGACUCCCCUCACCUCUCAUCCCCCUUUUCUCCUGCUCAGUAGAAGAACCAGGAGAGGAAUCAGACCAGGGGGACUGGGUGGAAACAGGACUCUGAAGUCCCACCGACGCUGGUGUUGCAUCAGCACGGACUGAGGAUACUCAUGAGAAAUGGUGAUGAAACAUUUUUCCAGGAGAUGAUGGAUGGGGCUGGCCAAUGGAAGGAAUGGAAGCCAGAAAGAAGAAACCUGUAGAUCCUCUUCUCCUCCACUGGGGGCAUGUGGGACUUUGUGCUUCCGCCACAGUUAACACUCACAAAAACAAACACUCCCUCACGCUGCACCACCCGUCUUGUGUCCUGCCCUCACCGAGCCACUGACUGAUGUGCUGUUAAAGUGUGAAACACUUGAUAGCAGCAGGUCAGGACUCAUAAAGUGUGUGUGUGUGUGCGUGUGUUUGUGUUUAUUGAGCUUCACGAAAGUUCGACCAUAAAACUGACACUCUCUUGUGUUUCAGCUCAAAGGAUCUUCAGAUUUAUCCGUCUCUAGAGGGACAGGAAACAAUCUGCAUCUUUGUUAUGAAUUCAGAAAAUGCCAAACUAAAGAUGGUACAAGCAUCUUCAUCAUAUGCUUUGUGCUGCUUUUCUUUGUUUUAAAUCAUUGGAAAUUGAAUAUAUUUGGGAUUUUUGAUUGUUUGUACAACAGACAAGGACAUACUAAGACUUUGCCUUUGGUUUGCUGGGAGUCAUGAUGGAAAUCUUCUAUCUAAUGAUUGCUGAUUGGCAAGGAAUUGGUACUUGAAUUGUGGAUAUUUUUCCGCUUUUACCGAGCUGACUUUAUUUUAUUAAAAAAUGAGGAAAAUUACAUGUAGGAUAAUGCAAAUAAUUUAAGCAUCAGUCGUCAUAUCUUUCUCUGUUGUAUUUAAAACCACAAAAACUUGAAGUGCCUUCAUUUUCAUUCCUACUCCUUUGAACUUUUUUGUCUCGCAUGUUUCUUUUUUUUAAAUGUCUGUCACAUCACACCCUAAUCUGGUGAUCUAGACUAAGAAUGAAUGGGAACUAGGAUAUUAUCAUUAUUGUCCUCAUGUAGUACAGAUGUUAUUGAUUGUUGGAGCAACAUCAAAGUAUUGCUACAGCUUUCACAGCCUCCUGUAUGUGUGUUCCUGUGGGACUCAACGGGCUGGCUACUGUCUGAAAUUCAGACCCCCUCAGCAUGUCGUGUAACUUAUUUUGAUUGCAUUAUUGUGAAGGUAAGCCUGGUGAAUGAUGCAUCUGGAAACGAAUGCUACAGAAUGUAAACACAGCCUUGGAUAAUGCUCGUGAGAUGUUCAACGUUUUUCUGUCAGUUUUUCAAAGUUCUUUGAUAUAACUAUAAAAAAAAAAGAAGUGAUGACUUUGAAUGUCAGUGUUGGAUGGGUCCAUAACGGUACUACUACAUGAUAUGAUGAUAAAUCAUGAAGUUCAUCAGAUUGCAUUGAUUCAGUGGCUCCUAAAACUGAAAUAAAUGUGAUUUGGUUCUGUCAAUAUGGUUUCUUAUUUAUUUUUUGGUCAUGU
Xyrichtys novacula (pearly razorfish) is the source of this 24286-nucleotide messenger RNA. NCBI's taxonomy places the organism in Eukaryota, Metazoa, Chordata, Actinopteri, Labriformes, Labridae. The record is from the annotation of a GenBank genome assembly.